AUGCCGUCUAUUCACUGGCGAAAGCGGCCGUUGGCAGUAGCGUUGAGCUGUAUCGCCGUGUUUUCGGUUGCGAUCAUCCUUCUGCUCAGGAGUACCGGCACAAACAUCGAUCCCAAGCGAUUCGCACAUGACGUCUUUCACGGAAAGCGUGCAAAGGCUGCGCUGAUCUCCCUGGUGAGAAAUUCGGAGAUUGAUCAGUUGAAGCAGUCCAUGACGGAACUUGAAGCGGUGUUCAAUCACAAGUUCAACUACCCAUGGAUCUUCUUUAAUGAUGAGCCAUUCGAUGAGAACUUUAAGAAGGUUACCAGGGAGUUGACGAACGCGGAAAUCCAAUACGAGCAAAUCCCCAAGGAGCACUGGGAGGUCCCAUCAUGGAUCAACAAGGACCUAAUGUACGCAUCCUUCGACAAACUAGCAUCCGAGAACGUCCAAUACUCAAAGAUGCUUUCCUACCACCAGAUGUGCCGCUGGAACUCCGGCAUGUUCUACAAACACCCAGCACUGGACGAUUACAAAUGGUACUGGCGCGUCGAGCCCAACGUCCAUUUCUACUGUGAUAUCGACUACGACGUCUUCCGCUUCAUGGAGAAGAACAACAAGACAUAUGGGUUUACGAUCAACCUGUACGACUCACCUCAAUCCCUUCCAACGCUCUGGCCAACGACAGAGGAGUACAUCGACGCACACCCGGAAUACCUCGCGCCAGAUAACAGCAUGGAAUGGCUGACGGAUGCGACAAACAGACCUCAUCACAACUUCCUGGCACACGGAUAUUCCGCCUGCCACUUCUGGUCUAACUUCGAAAUCGCCGACCUCGAUUUCUGGCGAGGCGAUGCAUACGACAAAUACUUCGAAUACCUCGACAAAUCCGGAGGGUUCUUCUACGAGCGAUGGGGAGAUGCGCCAGUACACAGUAUUGGUGUAGGAUUGUUCGCGGACAAGAGUCAGGUACAUUACUUCGACGAUAUCGGAUACAACCACGUCCCUUUCGUCAACUGCCCUGACCUACCUGGAAAGUGUAGGGGAUGUGAACCAAAUGAGUUCUUCCGCGGUGUUGGAUUGGAAAAGGAAAACUGCAUGCCUGUGUGGAACAAAAUGAUGGAAAAGGCGAACUAG
Messenger RNA from Saitoella complicata NRRL Y-17804, 1116 nucleotides. Its product is annotated as glycosyl transferase. The record is from RefSeq and is a predicted model, not a curated record. Gene Ontology annotation, molecular function: alpha-1,2-mannosyltransferase activity. Bases 1 to 1116 code for a protein of 371 amino acids. Gene Ontology annotation, cellular component: membrane; Golgi apparatus. The transcript is spliced from 2 exons. NCBI's taxonomy places the organism in Eukaryota, Fungi, Ascomycota, Saitoellomycetes, Saitoellales, Saitoellaceae. Gene Ontology annotation, biological process: protein O-linked glycosylation; cell wall mannoprotein biosynthetic process; protein N-linked glycosylation.